Adelges cooleyi (spruce gall adelgid) is the source of this 2788-nucleotide messenger RNA. RefSeq names its product chaoptin-like. Gene Ontology annotation, molecular function: protein binding. Bases 832 to 2565 code for a protein of 577 amino acids. The transcript has 9 exons. NCBI's taxonomy places the organism in Eukaryota, Metazoa, Arthropoda, Insecta, Hemiptera, Adelgidae. The record is from RefSeq and is a predicted model, not a curated record.
UUCCUUUGGUGCCGCCGGUCGCGCGGUCAGUCGUUACAUAUCAUUUGCCGCGCGCGUUCAACGUUCAAAUUGUUACCGCACACGGUCAAUAGUUGUACAUGCAAACCGACUUGAUGUAACCGAUUAUUAAAAAAAAAUAUAUAUAAAUCAUUACAACGUCAAAUAUAUGUAGUGCGUGCCGUGGUUUUAUUUUCGUUCGGUAUUGUUGUCGUUGCGUUAAUCGGUUAGCUUGACAGUACCGUAUCUAGUAGUACCUAUCAGCAGCGGCCGCGAUUUUCCAGUGUAUCUAUAUGUAUAUAGAUUAUAUAUCGUCUACCCGUUGAUAGUGUAGACUAAGGGUACUUUUAAAUCGUUUAAACGUCUUUCGAAUACAACCGAAGAGCCCCCUCUACCCUCGUCGGCGGACCUAGAUUUGAGGGGCAACGGAUCCGAACAGGGAACUCGCUUUUUCCCCCUUGGCCGUACAUCAUCGCCACCACCGCGGCCGUCGCCGCCGCAACCGAAUGACGUGCACAGGGAUGCGGGGUACAACCGUGACGUCACCAUCAGUAACAUCAGCAUCCCAAGCACCAGCACCAGCAGCAGCAGUACCCACAGCAUCGUCUGUAUAGCUGCAGCAACGACCACGUAUUUUAAUACGCAGCCUCCCUCUUCAUCUCUUCAAUCUCUCUGCCUCUGUCGCUCAUUUCCGUCGAUACUCAGUCGGCGAUACCGUAGGCGACGUGAAAGUCUUGCGACCGCCGCGAGCUUCGAACCUUCAGAGCUUCAGAAAAGUGUUGUGUGCUGACAUUCGCGACCACUUCACGUAGUCGGGUCGCAGCGCAGGUCGCCAUGAACUGGUUAUACGUGUGCCUCGUAACCGCCACCACGCUGAUCGUGGGCGGCGUUUGUGGCCCGUUCUCGCUGGACGACACGCCGCUACACUGUUCAGUCCGGCGGAGCAUAUCGCCAUGCACGUGCAGCUACUACACGGCCAUGGUCAAGCCCCGGAUCCUGGUGGUGUGCCAGAAAAUGGAGUCGUUCCAGAGCGUCAUCGAAGCCCUGCAGAACAAGUUCGACGCACUGUUCGACUACGUGCUCAACAUCGAGUACUCGGAACUGCACGACCUCGAUUCCAGGAAGUUCAACGAGCUGGGAAUUCCCAUUGUCGACCUCAAGCUCAACAACAACAAUCUCAGUUCCCUGCCGGAACAAGCGUUCAUUGGUAUGAAGAGGAUAAGAAUACUAUACUUGUCAGACAAUCGACUGACCGAGGUGCCCACUCAGAUAUUCAAGCACAUGACCAGCAUUGAGGUGCUCAACUUAGCCAGGAAUUCCAUACACAGCGUCACGUCUGGAGAUUUUCAGAGUCUGUCGCUGAUGAACACGUUCGUGAUGGCCACAAAUAACUUGACCGAUAUCACUAACGGAUCGUUCCCAACGACUUUGAGAAAAGUGCAGCUAACCGCCAACAACUUGACCGAACUGAACGGGAAUCUAAGGAAUCAAAAGGGUUUGGAAUGGCUGUUCCUGGACAACAACCGGAUAAGGUCUCUGGACGGCGAACUGCCAGAGGAUAACGACAGCCUGAUGUCAUUGGCGGUUACCAACAACAUGCUGGACCACCUGCCCCCCGAAAUGAGCAGUCUGAAAGCGUUGAGAUAUUUGUACUGUUCUGGCAACCAACUGACGAGUUUAAACAACACCCUGUCUAGGUCGAAAAAGCUCGUAUGGCUCGAGUUGGCCGGCAACAUGAUAGAAGAGUUGUCACCAAACGAGUUUCUGGAGGCCACGCAGAUGGCCACGUUGGAGCUGAGCCACAAUCGCAUCAGGCACCUGAACAAGUCGCUGUUGCCCCUCAGCAUGCUGUCCGAACUGAACUUGUCCCAUAACAACAUGACGGAAUUUUCGUUUGCCGAAAUCAAAGGGCUCAAGGAUCUCAAGACGGUCGAUUUGUCGAACAAUAAAAUAUCAAAACUCACCGGACACACCGAGAUACUGAGUGAACCGGUCACUGGCGCGGAACACUUGAAGUUGGACCAAAACGAGUUGACGUCGCUGGGCGGCACGUUGUUGGGCAUCACGACGCUCAAGAAACUCAACAUAAGUCACAAUAAGUUCACCGAAUUGUCGCCGUACGACCUGACAGGAUUGAAUUUGGAGGUGCUGGACGUUUCGCAUAACCUUUUGCACGUGCUCCCGGACUCGUCUCAGAUCCAUUUACCGGCUCUCGAGACGUUGGUGGCAUCGUACAACUCUUUGACCAGCCUGCACAAAGAAUUCCACGGAUAUCCGGUGCUCUGCCACGCUGAUCUCGAGUACAACAGUAUAAUGACCAUACGCGAAGAAUUGGUCGACAUGACUCAGUGCAAAUUGCACGGAGUUAACAGCACGUUGAGAAUUUAUCUAGAAGGCAAUCCCGUGCUGUGCGACGACGGCACGAAAAUCAUAACGAACGCAAUGGAACAAAAGCACAACGCUGAGGUAAGCGGCAAGGCCUCGCCCAAGUGCGCUUUGGUCACCAACGACAUCAAAUCCAACUUGACCGACAUCGACACGUCCGGCAUCGCCGUGAUCGUCGCCUGAUCCAACGCGUAUUAUCCCUCAAGAGUUAUUAAUAUAAUUAAAUAAUAAUAAUAACGAUAAAUAUAUACAAUAUUUAUAUAUAUUAUAUUACGAUAGUAUAUAUAUAAAGUUUACCGUGUUAAUACUAGAAUUAUUAUUAUUAUUGUUUAUAGACAUACACUACUUAUAUUUCUAUAUAUUUAUUUGUUUUUACCUACCUGUUAAUAAUGAUAGUUUUUUUUGU